AUGGCAGCUGAAGCACCUCCCCUAGACCUGUCUCUCACGCUGGCCCGCAGUGGCGUCGUGAGAUCGAGGCUUUUCUCUUGCCUCUUCUGCGAGAGGAAGUUCCUCAAGUCUCAGGCGCUAGGGGGCCAUCAGAACGCGCACAGGAAGGAGAGGGUCGUCGGCAGCUGGAACACCCACCUCUACCUCCCUGACCAUCCUCGUCCACCGGUGCCGGACACCGCGACGGGGUACAUUGUUGAUGACGACGACGAGAAGCACCAGAUGCUUGAUCUUAACCUCAAGCUUUAA
Triticum aestivum (bread wheat) is the source of this 288-nucleotide messenger RNA. RefSeq names its product zinc finger protein 2-like. The coding region runs from base 1 to 288 and encodes 95 amino acids. Lineage: Eukaryota; Viridiplantae; Streptophyta; Magnoliopsida; Poales; Poaceae. The record is from RefSeq and is a predicted model, not a curated record. The transcript has a single exon. Gene Ontology annotation, molecular function: DNA-binding transcription factor activity.